Auxenochlorella protothecoides is the source of this 1776-nucleotide messenger RNA. RefSeq names its product Sphingosine-1-phosphate lyase. Lineage: Eukaryota; Viridiplantae; Chlorophyta; Trebouxiophyceae; Chlorellales; Chlorellaceae. Gene Ontology annotation, molecular function: pyridoxal phosphate binding; sphinganine-1-phosphate aldolase activity. Gene Ontology annotation, cellular component: endoplasmic reticulum. The transcript has 8 exons. The record is from RefSeq and is a predicted model, not a curated record. Gene Ontology annotation, biological process: sphingolipid catabolic process; carboxylic acid metabolic process. Bases 1 to 1776 code for a protein of 591 amino acids.
AUGAAGAUGGGCUCCCUGACCGGCAACCUUGAAUACAUAUACCAGGAUGCUGUGAGGGCGUAUGCCGGCACCCUGAAGCCCGUGGUGGCCCGGCACUGGGCUGCCCUGGCCCCCGCCCUGCAGCCCCUGGCCGACAAGCUCUGCCUGUGUGUGGACUCCCUGCUGGAGGACAUCAAUGCGAGCCUGGGGUUAUGGGCCCCUUGGCAGCUGGUCCUCCUCACCGUUGUGGCCACGGCCCUGCUGUCCUGGGUCCUGGACGCGGCGCAGCACGCAAAGCAUACCCUGCAGGACAAGGGUGUGACCCAGGUGCUGGCCAGGCUGGCCUUCCGCCUGCCCGUCCUGCGCGGCAUCGUGGCGGCCAAGGAGCAAAAGGUGGUGGACGACCUGGAGGAAAGCAUGAAAAAGGGCGCGGCCCCCGACGCGCUGCACGAGCUGCCGCCGGCCGGCACGCCCGCCGCCGACCUCAAGCGCCGUCUGGGCGCCAAGGGCUUGGAGGACCACCAGUUCAAGGAGGGCGCCUCCACCGUCUCCGGCGUGCUCUACAUGGCGGGCAGGGAGCACCUGGAGCUGCUGGAGGCCGCGUACUCGACCUUCUCCAUGACCAACCCCAUGCACGCCAACCUCUUCCCCGCCGUACGGCGCAUGGAGGUGGAGGUGGUGCGCAUGACGGCCUCCAUCCUCGGCGGCGGCCCGCUGGGCGACCCGGGCGUGUGCGGCGCCAUGACCAGCGGCGGCACCGAGUCCAUCCUCACGGCGGUCAAGGCCAGCCGCGACUACAUGGCGGCCACGCGCGGCAUCACCUCGCCCGAGAUGAUCGUGGCGGUCUCCGCCCACGCCGCCUUCAUCAAGGCUGCCGAGUACUUUGGCAUCCGCCUCAUUAGGCUGCCGGUUGGAAAGGACUACCGUCUGGGCGGCCGGGCGGUGCGUCGUGCCAUCUCGCGCAACACAGUGCUGGUGGUGGCCUCCGCGCCGGGCUUCCCUCAUGGCGUGAUGGACCACGUGACGGAGAUCGCGGCGGCGGCGGCAGCGCGCGGCGUGCCCUGCCACGUCGACUGCUGCCUGGGCGGGUUUGUGCUGCCAUUCGCCGCGCGCCUCGGCCGCCGGGUGCCGCCCUUUGACUUCUCCGUCCCGGGGGUCACCUCCAUCUCCGCCGACACCCACAAGUUUGGGCAGGGGCACAAGGGCACCUCCGUCGUCCUCUACCGCUCCAAGGACAUCAGAAAGUACCAGUACACCUCCAUCACCGACUGGACGGGGGGCCUGUACAUCUCGCCUGGGUUUGCGGGGUCUCGCUCCGGAGCCCUCAUCGCCACGGCCUGGGCCUCCCUGGUGCACCUGGGGGAGGACGGCUUCCUGGAAGCUACCUCCGCCAUCCUCGCGGCCGCCGACGAGUUCCAGGCGGGGGUCCGCGCCAUCCCUGGGAUGGAGGUCCUGGACAGCCCGGAAGGCAGUGUGGUGGCGGUGCGCAGCACCAACAGGUCUGUGGACAUUUACGAGGUGAACGACCUGAUGACGCGGCGCGGCUGGCACCUCAGCCCGCUGCAGAGCCCCCCAGCGGUGCACAUCUGCUUCACCGCCGCGCACACCGGGCCAGACACCGUGCGGCGGCUGGUGGACGACCUGGCGGAGUGCACGGCCGAGGUGGCGGCCGCGCCGGGGACAAAGGCCGAAGGCGGGACGGCGCCCAUGUAUGGCGCGGCGGCGGCCAUGCCGGAUCGCAGCGUGGUCGGGCGCUUCCUGGUCGCGUAUCAGGACCUCCUGCUGGACUCCUGCUGA